AAGCGGUGGACAGCGGCGGCUGGCAAAAUGGACAACGCAGGGAAGGAGCGAGAAGCGGUACAGCUGAUGGCGGAGGCUGAGAAACGAGUCAAGGCCUCCCACUCCUUCCUCCGAGGGCUGUUCGGAGGAAACACACGAAUAGAAGAGGCUUGUGAAAUGUAUACCAGAGCUGCAAAUAUGUUCAAGAUGGCUAAGAACUGGAGUGCUGCAGGAAAUGCAUUUUGUCAAGCCGCCAAGCUCCACAUGCAGCUUCAGAGCAAACAUGACUCUGCUACCAGCUUUGUGGAUGCCGGAAAUGCCUACAAGAAAGCAGACCCUCAAGAGGCUAUCAACUGCUUAAAUGCAGCCAUCGACAUUUACACAGACAUGGGAAGGUUUACAAUUGCAGCGAAGCACCACAUCACUAUUGCUGAGAUCUAUGAGACUGAGCUCGUGGACAUCGAGAAGGCUAUUGCACAUUAUGAACAAUCUGCUGAUUAUUACAAAGGAGAAGAGUCUAACAGCUCAGCUAACAAGUGUCUGCUGAAGGUGGCAGCCUACGCCGCACAACUGGAGCAGUACCAGAAAGCCAUUGAAAUCUACGAGCAGGUGGGGGCUAACACUAUGGAUAAUCCUUUGUUGAAGUACAGUGCAAAGGAUUACUUCUUCAAAGCAGCCCUGUGUCACUUCAUAGUAGAUGAGUUGAAUGCCAAGCUUGCUCUUGAGAAGUAUGAGGAAAUGUUUCCAGCAUUUACUGAUUCAAGAGAAUGUAAAUUACUGAAAAAACUUCUAGAAGCUCAUGAAGAACAGAACAGUGAAGCUUACACUGAAGCAGUGAAGGAAUUUGACUCAAUAUCACGGUUGGAUCAGUGGCUAACCACCAUGUUGCUUCGUAUCAAAAAGUCCAUCCAAGGGGAUGGAGAAGGAGAUGGAGACUUAAAGUGAAAUGUUUCUGUCCUUGUGGCAUGCAGCUAAUAAUGUCUCUUUAGUUUUGUCUUAGGGCCACUGGAUCUUUAUGAGAUGCCCAUUUAAUGGCUUAAUUUUGUUGCAUAUGAGCCACACAACCCAUGUACUGUCCAAGUGCG
Dipodomys spectabilis (banner-tailed kangaroo rat) is the source of this 1064-nucleotide messenger RNA. RefSeq names its product NSF attachment protein beta (gene Napb). Gene Ontology annotation, molecular function: soluble NSF attachment protein activity; syntaxin binding. The coding region runs from base 28 to 924 and encodes 298 amino acids. The record is from RefSeq and is a predicted model, not a curated record. NCBI's taxonomy places the organism in Eukaryota, Metazoa, Chordata, Mammalia, Rodentia, Heteromyidae. Gene Ontology annotation, cellular component: synaptobrevin 2-SNAP-25-syntaxin-1a complex; vacuolar membrane; terminal bouton. The transcript has 11 exons. Gene Ontology annotation, biological process: SNARE complex disassembly; intracellular protein transport; regulation of synaptic vesicle priming.